GGCCUUUUCCCUGGGGCCGCUGCGACCUGGUGUCACAUGACAUCAUCGCGCUUUCUUGUUUUCUUUUUUUUUCUUUUUUCUUUCAGACUUGAUGCACCAGGCUCUGGCGCUCGUAAUUGUACAGGUGCUUUUGAAAUGCCUGUGUUAGUGAAUUAUUCGCUCGUAAGAUUUGAUGUGAAACUUGGUCGCCAUGAGAACUUGGCAUCUUGUAUUAAAUCGGCAGUUCAGCUUUGUCAGCGGAAGCGGAACGGAUCGUUUGUGGUGCCCGCCUACGUCCCAGCUAACAUACGUAUCACCGUCACCUCCACUAGGCCCCUCUUGAAAGCUUAAAAGCCGGUCUGUGAGUUGCCGAUGGCCGUAGUACGGUGCAUAUAUAAGGUGGAUGGUGUCACAGCCAAAGGCGACAAAAAUGAGAUCUCAUGUAUCUCAUAGACUGUAUUCUUCAAAAUAGCCAUGGCAACAUCGCGAUCUCGCGGAUCAGCACUAUAUGUCAACGAAGACGGCACUGCCAAAGUCCUCCGCAAUGUAGCAACACCAGAGCCGGAUGCAAGGGAAAUCCAGGUCGAAGUGCUCUAUUCAGGUUCCAAUCCAGCCGACAUUGCACAUGCUCACCUCGGAAUCACUUCAACUGUGAUGGGCUAUGACUUCAUGGGCAAGGUCACUAAAGUCGAGCCCAACUCUGCCUAUAGAGUUGGAGAUUUGGUUGCGGGUUACACACCUACAGGUAUCGGAAGACCAUCAAAGUACGGCGCCCACCAACCAUAUCUCGUUGCUCCAGAGAAUUAUACCUGGCGGGUGCCGAGCGACGUACCGCAUGCCCAUGCUGCUGUGCUAUCAGUGAUUGUUUGCACUGCAGCGGAUGCAUUGUUCAAUAUCUUCGGGUUUCCCUUACCUGGAGAGCAAGGACCAGAUGGUACCAGGGCAGGACCAUUGUUGAUCUGGGGAGGGUCAACUAGUGUCGGUAUCGCGAUGAUGCAACUUGGACGCGCGAGCGGCGCGCAUCCAAUCUUCGUGACUGCUUCGUCCAAGCGACAUGCUAUGCUCAAGGGACUUGGCGCCACCCAAUGCUUUGACUAUUCCGACACUGACGUCGUGUAUCAAAUCAAAAGGGCAGUUGAUGAUGCAAAGGUUGGUCCGAUACUUUACGCAGCAGAUUGUGUAGGUUCGCCAGAUAAUGCAGAGAAAGUGACAGCAGUUGCUUCGAAUCAAACUAAGCUAGUUUCAACGAGAGGGCAGCGGGAUGGGAGGUUUCAGAUGCCGUUCGCGACAAAGGGUAAUGACAUUACAUUACGAAUACCCGGAACUGAUAACAUCACGAAAAUAUCAGCUCAACCAGCGCAACAGGCUCAGUUGUGGAAAGGGCUCGAGUGGGCGGUAAAGAACUACGGCUCGGGCUUCAUGAUGCCGGCUGUUGACGUGUUUGAAGGAACGGCAGAGGACGCCCUGCGGAGAGUCAACGAUGUAGCAGAGGGUAGAACCUUUGGGAAACUUGUGUUGAAGCAUCCAUUGGCUUGAGGU
Molecule: messenger RNA, 1518 nt
Organism: Truncatella angustata
Lineage: Eukaryota; Fungi; Ascomycota; Sordariomycetes; Amphisphaeriales; Sporocadaceae
Product: alcohol dehydrogenase
Exons: 1
Coding region: 454-1515 (353 amino acids)
Molecular function (GO): oxidoreductase activity, acting on NAD(P)H
Source: RefSeq, a predicted model, not a curated record